AUGGCGUCCGUCGACGCGGAGAAGACGGAGCUGAAGGAGGAAGGCAUCAUUGAGGCUGCGACCGAGUUGGCUGAGGAUCCUCAAUCGAAAGUGAACCCGGACAAGAUCGAGGAAGCCCUUGUUAGAGAGACUCGCGAGGCUGGUGGUGUGGCAUACCAAUUCGAUCCUGAUGCGUCGCCCGAAGCUAAGGCAGAAGCCGCUGAAUCGCGAUUGCCGCCAGGGCUUCACCGCGAUAAUAAGCCUGAGGGCAUGGCUGUGAUUACAGACAAGAAUGACGGCAAAGCAGACUAUGAUCUCCCUCCUCCCCGCUCGGCCACCGCGAUCCUGGCUGAAGAGGCCAAUGCGGUCGACGCAAAUGGUGGAAAGAAUCUAGAUGAGGAUAUGCGCUGGGCUCGCGACCGCACCGGAUGGGCGCCCAAGUUUCACGCCGAGAAGACCGAGGAGGAACAGGCCGAGGGCACGCUACUCGACCAUCAGGACUUUUUGGAAGGCCGGAUACCCGAUAAGUUUUUCGGCGACUGGUAUCACAAUGCCGCGAUUAUUGUCUUUGCCUGUUUGAGCUCGUGGGUCAUUGCGGCCCUGGGUGGUGGUAUAGGCUGGGUGCUGCUCAUUAUGGCCGCGUGUAGUACAUACUACCGUACUUCUAUUCGCCGAGUGCGCCGUAACUUCCGCGAUGAUAUUAACCGUGAAAUGUCCAAGCAGCGGUUGGAGACCGACACCGAGAGUCUGGAGUGGAUCAACAGCUUCCUCGUCAAGUUCUGGCCUAUCUAUGCUCCCGUUCUGUGCGACACCAUUAUCAACUCUGUCGACCAGGUUCUGAGCACUUCGACUCCUGCUUUCCUGGAUAGCCUGCGUCUCAAGACAUUCAUUCUCGGUACCAAGCCGCCCCGCCUCGAGCAUGUCAAGACUUAUCCCAAGACCGAGCCGGAUACCGUUAUCAUGGACUGGAAGUUCAGUUUCACGCCUAAUGACACCAUGGAUUUGACCGCGCGCCAGCUGAAGGACAAGAUCAACCCCAAGGUUGUUCUGGAGGUUCGCGUUGGUAAGGGUAUGGUCAGCAAGGGUCUGGACGUCAUUGUUGAGGACAUGGCCUGCUCCGGUCUCAUGCGCGUCAAGGUCAAGCUCCAGCUGCCGUUCCCCCACAUCGAGCGCGUGGAUGUCUGCUUCUUGAGCAAGCCCGAAAUCGACUACGUCUGCAAGCCUCUUGGUGGUGACCACUUGGGCUUCGAUAUCAACUUCAUCCCCGGUCUGGAGAGCUUCAUCAAGGAGCAAAUCCACAACAACCUGCAACCUAUGAUGUACGACCCGAACGUCUUCCCCAUUGAAAUUGCCAAGAUGCUUGCAGGCAACCCCGUCGACCAGGCAAUUGGUGUGGUUGCCGUGACUCUGCACGGUGCCCACCAGCUCAAGAACCCGGACAAGUUCUCAGGUACUCCCGACCCGUAUGCGGUCGUGUCGCUAAACAACCGCACCGAGCUGGGCCGUACCAAGACCGUGCACGAUACCGACAGCCCCCGAUGGAACGAGACUAUCUAUGUUAUUAUCACUGGUUUCUCCGACGCCCUGACCAUCGUACCCUACGACUGGAAUGAGUACCGCAAGGAUAAGGAACUGGGAACCGCCACCUUCGCCCUCAGCAAGCUCGAGGAUGAACCCUUGCACGAGGGUAUCUACCUGGAAGUUAUGGCUAGCGGCCGUCACCGUGGUGCCGUUCAAGCCGACAUCCGCUUCUUCCCCGUUCUCGAAGGUAGCAAGCUGGAGUCCGGCGAGACGGAACCCCCACCAGAGAUGAACACCGGUAUUGCGCAAUUCACCGUCGAGCAAGCCAAGGAUUUGGAUGGCAGCAAGAGCUUUGUUGGCAAGCUGAACCCGUACGCCGUGCUGCUGCUCAACGGCAAGGAAAUCCACAUCACCAACAAGCUGAAGCGCACCAACAACCCCAUUUUCCAGAAUGCCUCCAAGGAAUUCCUCGUCACGGACCGCAAGAACGCCCGUCUGGGUCUGAUCAUCAAGGACGACCGCGAUCUCAUGGCUGAUCCUAUCAUCGGACGUUACCAGAUCAAGAUGAACGAUAUGAUGAAGAUGAUGGAACAGGGCAAGGACUGGUUCCAUCUGCACGGUGUCAAAGAAGGACGCGCCAAGCUGAAGUUGCAGUGGAAGCCUGUCGCUUUGAGCGGUGUUGCCGGUGGGGCUGGCUACGUUGACCCCAUCGGUGUGAUGCGCUUCCACUUCAAGGGUGCUACUGAUCUGCGUAACCUCGAGGCUAUGGGCAAGUCUGAUCCCUAUGCCCGUAUUAUGCUGUCUGGUUUGACCCGCGGCCGUACCGUUACUUUCCGGAAUAACCUCAACCCUGUCUGGGACGAGGUUGUCUACGUACCUAUUCGCAGCUCUCGCGAGAAGCUGGUCGUUGAGGUCAUGGACGAAGAGAAAAUCAAUAAGGACCGCUCUCUCGGCUGGGUCGAGCUCAAGGCCGCUGAUUUCGUUCGUGAGGGCGAGACUGGCGAAUUCGAGAUUGACGACGAGAAGCAACUUGUCACGUCUCCCCUGCGCUACGGACAGGGCAACUUCAAGGGUCAUAUCAACUAUACCGUUUCCUUCUACCCCACUAUCCCCGUCUCUAACCCCGAAGACGAGGCCGAGGCGGAGGAGCAAGAAGAGGGCGAGCUUGCCGGUACUGAUACGCCUCGCAAGAGUACGGACUCCAAGACCCGACCUGGACAUUCCAAGUCUGCGAGCGUUGAUUCCAAGGCUUCCAAGGCGCUGUCCAAUGGCGUUACGACUAAUGGUGUUACCAAUGGCGAGCCGACUACUAAUGGUCGGGCUAGCCUGGAGACUAAUGCCUCUCGCCCAUUGACUCAGGACUCGGAUGUGGCCUCUGUGAGGUCGGUGGCGUCGAUUCCCAAGAUGGAUCUUAGCAAGGAGGACCUUCCUAAAUAUGAGUCUGGUUUCGUCGUGUUCAAGUUCCACCAUGGCGAGUUUGCUCACAGCAACGUCCAGCUGGAGGUUGUCAUCGACGACUACAUGUUCCCCGCGUAUACCUCGCCCAAGAUUCACUCCAAGACUCUUAACUCCACUGAUGUUGGCGAGGCCUUUAUCCGCGAACUUGAGUUCUCCAAGAUGACUCUCCGCCUGGUUCACAAGAACGACCCUCACGAGUCGAGCGAGGAAAACACCGUUGCCAAGCUUACCGGAAACACCCUCACAACCCUGCAGCACAUCUUGUACGAGCCUAAGGAGCUGGUGCUGCGGUCCAACUCUGGCGAGCUUAGCAAGAUUACUGUCAGCGCUCGCUACAUCCCCGUUCGGAUGACGCUGGAUCCUCGGGAAAGCAUCAACAAUAUGGGUAAACUGCACGUCAAGGUGAACAAGGGUGUGAACCUCCCUAUUGCCGACAGCAACGGCAAGAGUGACCCCUACUGCCGAUUCUUCAUUGGUGAUGACGACAAACGCCACAUCUACAAGACUGAAGUUAUCAAGAAGAACUUGAAUCCAGUCUGGAACGAGGCUUUCGAGGCCGAGAUCAAGACCCGUAUCGACUCCAAGUUCCGUGUCGAAGUGUGGGACUAUGAUCGUGGUGUCGGUGAUGAUCGUCUCGGCGAGGCACUGGUCGACCUCGAGCCUCUCGAGCCUUUCCAGCCCAGGGAAGUCGUGGUCACGCUCAUCAACCCAUCAAAGGACGCUAAGCCGCCUACCAACGGCCAGCCAAGCACUAUCCACCUGACCCUUCUGUUCAAGCCCGACUACGUGAUGCGCCUAAGCCAAGGCUCGGCCACCUUCGUCGGUGGCAUCGGCGGCAAGGUCGGCGGCACAGCCAAGACCAUCGGCGGCGUUCCCCUCAAGGUCGGUGGUGCCGUCGUCGGCGGCGCUGCCCACGGCGCCACCUCCAUCGGUGGAAAGAUCUUCGGCCGCUUCCACAAAGACAAGCACGCCGACGACGACACAGCCUCCCUCGCCGACGGCGCCGUCGAAGAACCCACUAAUGGCGGCCUCGUCUCCGGCGCACCCCUCGUCGAAGGCACCCGCAAUACACCCGCCGUAGCUCUCGUCGACGGCACAAGCACCCCGCCCACGCCCUCAACCCCACAAAAGGAACACACCCGCAACCGCAGCACGGCAUCUAUCUACGGCGACCGCCUCUCUGUCUUCGGCGGCGGUAGCCGCGGCGACACAGGUACCGCUCAUAUCACCAUAGUCUCAGCCUCGGGCUUCCCCUCCUCCGCAAACCUGCGCGUCAUCGUCCGCGUCCAGGGUAGCAAGGGCGGCAAGGAAGUCCACAAGACCAAGGCACACAAGGCCGGUGACGACGGCGUGCAGUACGAUGAAUCCUUCAAGGUUCCCAAGGUCACUGCAGGCUCGCAGUAUCAGAUUCGUGUCGUGGAUCAUUCAACCUUUGGUUCGGACGAAGUCCUUGGCGAGGGAUUCUUCCUUGUUGCGGAUCAGGGAUCUGAGGCGGGUGUCGAUAAGCCCGUUGUCGUUGGGUCUGGGUCUGUCGUUGUUAGGUCGAGUUUUGAUGCACCUGAGUCGGCGGGGUUGAGGCCUACGACUUCGCAUUCUACGGCGGGGGGCGAUGAGGGGGAUAGUCCGGCCGGGAAGAUGCCGAGACGCAGCUUCUUGAGUAAGAGGAGUGUUAGUGGGGCGUGA
This is a messenger RNA of Penicillium subrubescens, 4641 nucleotides long. RefSeq lists its product as uncharacterized. Bases 1 to 4641 code for a protein of 1546 amino acids. The transcript is spliced from 4 exons. The record is from RefSeq and is a predicted model, not a curated record. Lineage: Eukaryota; Fungi; Ascomycota; Eurotiomycetes; Eurotiales; Aspergillaceae. Gene Ontology annotation, molecular function: lipid binding.